This is a messenger RNA of Manacus vitellinus (golden-collared manakin), 5424 nucleotides long. Its product is annotated as dedicator of cytokinesis protein 2. Gene Ontology annotation, cellular component: cytoplasm; plasma membrane. Gene Ontology annotation, molecular function: guanyl-nucleotide exchange factor activity; small GTPase binding. The coding region runs from base 1 to 5424 and encodes 1807 amino acids. The transcript has 53 exons. The record is from RefSeq and is a predicted model, not a curated record. Gene Ontology annotation, biological process: cell migration; small GTPase-mediated signal transduction. Lineage: Eukaryota; Metazoa; Chordata; Aves; Passeriformes; Pipridae.
AUGGGGGACCCCUGCGUGCUGGAGGAGGGGGCUGGAGGCUCAUCCGUGUGGAACUUCCCGGGCACCAAGGAGCAUCACCUCCCGCUGCAGAUUGGGGAGACAGUGCACAUCCUGCAGGCCUGCGAGGGUUGGUACCGCGGGUACUCGCUCCGCAACAGGGCUGCCCAGGGCAUCUUCCCGGCAUCACUGAUCCGGCUGAAGGGCGCCGUGGUGGAGCACCGGGGGGUGGAGGAGAGCGUGGUGCCCGCCGAGAUGCCGAUGGUGCAGGAGAUCACCACCACGCUGCGGGAGUGGGCCACCAUCUGGAAGCAGCUCUAUGUGGCCGGGCAGAUGGAGCGGUAUGGGCAGGUGAAGCGGAUGAUGCAGGAGCUGAUGGAGCAGCGCUCACAGCUGCUCUCAGGGACACUGCCCAAGGACCAGCUUCUGCGGCUCAGGAAGGAGGUGACCGGCAGGAUAGACUAUGGCAACAAGAUCCUUGCGCUGGACCUGGUGGUGCGGGACGAGGAUGAGAACAUCCUGGACCCCGACAGGACCAGCGUCAUCAGCCUCUUCCAGGCUCACAGGAGAGCGGCGCAGACCCUCACCCAGCGCAUCCAGGAGGAGACGAGCCCGCAGCCAAGAGCACCAGGCCACAGCACCCAUGGGGCAGCUUCGCCCUCCCACAACCUCUACCUGUGCGUCCGCAACUUCGUCUGCCACAUUGGGGAGGAGGCGCAGCUCUUCAUGGCACUGUAUGACCCCAGCGAGCAGCGCAUCAUCAGCGAGAACUACGUGAUCCGCUGGGCCAGCACUGGGGUCCCCCAGGACAUUGAGCUGCUCAACAACCUCAAGGUCGUGUUCACGGACCUGGGCAGCACGGACCUGAAGCGGGAGCGGCUGUUCCUGGUGUGCCAGAUCACCCGGGUGGGACGGAUGGACCUGCGGGACACCCACAGCCGCAAGCUCAGCACGGGCCUGCGCCGGCCCUUCGGCAUCUCAGUGAUGGACAUCACCGACAUCACCAAGGGGACGUGUGACAGCGACGAGGACAAGCAGCACUUCAUCCCUGUCCACCUGGUGGCUGCUGACAGUGAUUUUCUUCACAACAUGAUCCGGAAGGCAGUGGAGGGGAAGGACAACAACCACAAGGGACAAGGGCUCUGGGUGUCCCUGAAGAUGCUGUGGGGAGACCUGAGCCAGGUGCGGAAGGACCACCCUCACCUGGUGGAUCGCAGCACGGUGGUGGCUCGCAAGCUGGGCUACCCGGAGGUCAUCAUGCCAGGUGACGUCAGGAACGACAUCUACCUGACGCUGGUGCAGGGUGAGUUUGACAAGGGGAACAAGAAGACGCAGAAGAACGUGGAGGUGACUGUGUGUGUCUGCGACGAGGCAGGAAAUGUGGUGCAGAACGUGAUCCAGGCGGGCGCGGGGGACAGCCCCACCAGCCACUACCGCUCCGUCGUCUACUACCAGCAGCGGCACCAGCGCUGGAUGGAGACUCUGAAGAUCGCUGUUCCCAUCGAGGAUGUCCACAGGACCCACCUGAGGUUCACCUUCCGCCAUCGCUCCUCCAGUGACUCCAAGGACCGGAGCGAGCGGAUUUUCUCCGUGGCCUUUGUGAGGCUGAUGCGCCCCGACGGCACCACCCUGCGGGACGGGGAGCACGACCUGGUGCUGUACAAGGGUGACAGCAGGAAGCUGGAGGAUGCCAGCGCGUACCUGUCCCUGCCCUCCGAGCGGAACCUGUCGGAGUCGAAGCUCCUCUCUGGCUCCUCCUUCCGUGUGAGCGGGGCCGCGUCAGGCUUAACCGUGUCAGCCCGGGACAGCUUCCAAAUCUCCACACUCGUCUGCUCCACGAAGCUGACCCAGAACGUGAACCUGCUGGGGCUGCUGAAGUGGCGCUCCAAGCCCAGCCUGCUCCGCGGGAACCUCCAGAAGCUGAUGAACGUGGAUGGAGGGGAGGUCAUCAAGUUCCUCCAGGACACACUGGAUGCCCUGUUCUCCAUCAUGAUGGAGCACUCGGACACAGAUGUCUAUGACACACUUGUCUUUGAUGCUCUGGUUUUCAUCGUGGGGCUGGUGGCUGACAGGAAGUUCCAGCACUUCAACACAGUCCUGGAGGCCUAUAUCUGCCAGCACUUCAGUGCCACACUCGCCUACAAGAAGCUGCUCUCGGUGCUGACUCAGUACGUGGAGCAGGCGGGGCAGGGCCAGCCCUGUGAGCCCCUCCCGCGCACCUUCAAGGCCUUGGAGUACAUCUUCAAGUUCAUCGUCCGCUCCCGGCGCCUCUUUGCCCAGCUCUACGGGGGGAAGGAGACGGCCCAGUUCCAGCGCUCCUUACAGCGCUUCUUCCUUGCCCUGAACCAGCUGAUGGAGUCCCCACUGGAGGGUCCCACUCUGCUCUCCCAGGGAGCAGCCCUCAAGUACCUGCCCUCCAUUCUCGAGGACGUGUUUGGGAUCUUUGACUCUUCUGCACUGGGGGCUGUGCUGCGGGACUUUGUGGGGAACCUGCCACCCCAGCGCCUGCUGAAGCAGAAGUUGCAGUCCCUGACCCACAUCGCCAGCAGCAGAGUCUUCCAGUCCCACGAGUGCCGGGAACUGGUGCUGCAGGCGGCCCUGCCCAUCCUGCAGGAGCUGAUCCAGGCAGGUGAGGAGGAGGACGCCUGCAUCGAGCUGCUCAGCAGCAUCCUGGAGGUGCUGUACCAGGCCCAGAAGAGCGCGGAGGAGCUGCGAGCACGGGACAAGGACCGCGGGGACGUGGAGCUGGUGUGGGUGAAGAAGCACAUCCAGGUGAUCCUGGAGCGGCUGCUGCACACAGUCACUCGCAGGGUGAUCGUCCUGGACCGGGAGAACCCACUGAGGAGCCACUACGUGGCCUGCAUGGCUGCCAUCCUGAGCCAGAUGGACAAGGACCACUACAGUGCCUACAUCCAGGCAUUCCCCUCCCGGCCGGAGCUGAUGGACUUCCUCAUGGAGACCUUCAUUCUCUUCAAGGACCUGAUUGGGAAGACAGUGUAUCCCUGCGACUGGGUGGUGAUGAACAUGGUGCAGAACCGGGAGUUCCUGCGCACCAUCAACCACUUUGCCACGACCUUGACCAAGAUGUUCCUGAGCAACAGCAGCUUCGAGCUGCAGCUUUGGAACAACUAUUUCCACCUGGCCGUGGCCUUCCUCACUCAGGAGUCCCUGCAGCUGGAGAACUUCUCCCCAGCCAAGCGCAACAGCAUCCUGGCCAAGUACGGGGACAUGAGAGCCACGAUCGGAGCGUCCAUCCGGGACAUGUGGUACAGCCUCGGCCAUCGCAAGAUUGAGUUCAUCCCGGGCAUGGUGGGCCCUAUCCUGGAGAUGACGCUGGUGCCAGAGCUGGAGCUGCGCAGGUCCACCAUCCCCAUCUUCUUCGACAUGAUGCUCUGCGAGCACCAGCUGACUGGGAGCUUCAGCCGGUUUGAGGAUGAGAUUCUGCGCAGGCUGGACAGUGAGGUGGAGGGCGGCCGUGGGGAUGAGCAGUACAAGCAGCUUUUCAAGAGCAUCCUGCUGAGCUGCUGCCAGAGACACUCUGAGAUGGCCAAGCCCGGGACGGACUUUGUGGAGCUGGUGACUGCACUCCUGGAGCGGCUCCUGGACUACCGGGCUGUCAUGAACGAUGAGAACAAGACCUACAGCAUGAGCUGCACCGUCAACCUCCUGAACUUCUACAAGGAGAUCGACCGCCAGGCCAUGUACAUCAGGUACCUGUACAAGCUGAAGGACCUGCACAUCAGCUACGAGAACUACACCGAGGGAGCCUACACGCUGCUGCUGCACGCCCGCCUGCUCACGAUGUGGGAGGAGGCCAUCCACAUCUGCAAGGAGCUGGCGGAGCAGUACGAGAGCCACGUCUUUGACUACGAAAUGCUGAGUGACAUCCUGCAGCGGGAAGCCAAGUUCUACGAGAAGAUCCUGAAGGUGCUGCGGCCCAGCCCAGACUACUUUGCCGUGGGGUACUACGGGCAGGGCUUCCCCACCUUCCUCCGGAACAGAGUCUUCAUCUACCGGGGGAAGGAGUAUGAGCGCCGGGAGGACUUCGAGAUGCAGCUGCUGAGCCCCUUCCCCAACGCUGAGAAGCUGAAGAGCACAUCCCCUCCCGGGCAGGACAUCACGGGCUCCCCGGGGCAGUACAUCCAGUGCUUCACCGUGCAGCCGGUGGAGGAAGCCAGGGUCCGGCUCAAGGGCCGGAUCAUCCCGGAGCAGAUCACCAACUUCUACAAAGCCAACCAUGUCCAGCAGUUCAGCUACUCACGGCCCUUCAAGAGAGGCCCGAAUGAUCCUGACAAUGAAUUUGCAAACAUGUGGAUCGAGCGGACGACCUUUGUGACAGCCUAUCCCCUGCCUGGCAUCCUGCGCUGGUUUGCUGUGACUGCCACCACCACGACCAUCAUCUCCCCCCUGGAAAACGCCAUUGAGACAAUGAUGAAAACCAAUGAGAAAAUCAUGAGUGAGAUCAACCGGCACCAGAACGACCCCAGCCUGCCCAUCAACCCGCUCUCCAUGCUGCUCAAUGGCAUCGUGGACCCUGCUGUCAUGGGUGGCUUCGCCAAGUACGAGGCAGCAUUUUUCCAGGAGUCCUACCUGAAAAAGCACCCCAGGGAUGCAGGGAACAUCGAGAAGCUGAAGGACCUGAUCGCCUGGCAGACCCCGCUGCUGGCAGAGGGGAUCCGGAUCCACGGGCAGAAGGUGACAGAGGACCUGCGGCCCUUCCACGAGCGCAUGGAGCAGUGCUUCGAGCAGCUGCGGGCCAAGGUGGAGAGCCAGUACGGGGUGCGGGAGAUGGUCUUCUUUGAGGACCAGCGGAGCGGACGACCCCGGUCCAUGGCCUGGGGACCCGACUGCAACCAGCUGAGCCAUGCUGGAGCCAGCACAGAGGCACCUUCGAUCCCAAAACCCGCCCCCCGCACGUCCGAGAGUGAGGACCGUAGGAACGAGCACCGGGAGAGCCGCUCCAGCUCCCUCUUCGGGUCCCGGCGGCAGGACGUGCGCCGGUCCAUCUCGGAGCUGCCAGAGCCCAAGGACGAGAAGCGGAGACUGUCCUACAACAUGAGUGAGAGCAGCCCGGGCAGCUCCGACAGCAAACAGCCCCCGCCGAGCCGAGCUGCUGCUGGUGCUCAGCCCAGUGCUGCAGGGCUGUCCCUGUCUCCCACUGGCUUCGGUGGCCGUGUGAAAAGUGCCAGCAAGGUCCCACCGCUGCCCCGCAAGAUCAGCCCCGCGGUGUACGAGACGUUCCUGGAGCAGAGCAACGCCACAGCCGGAGGGAAGGUGCCCCCUGGCGUGGGGACCCACCUGCCUCCAGACUUCCCUGCCCCGAUGUUCUUACCAGCCCUCACCAUCCUGCUCAGAGGCAGCUCCUGUCCCUCAUCUGUCCACCCCAUCCUGCAGCACUGGGACACACUCCUGGCCCAGGUGCUGUGA